AUGUGCAUAGCGGAUAUGCGGCAGCACAUGGAAGGCGUGAUGGUGAGCAUGCACCACAUGGCGACCGGGCUGGGCAAGGAGGUGUGGGUGUCGGAGGUGGGGCCGAUAUGGGUGACCGGGAAUGGUGUCGGCGUGAUGCUGUUGACGGCUCGGCAGAUAGUGCAGGCUGUCAACAUCAUGGGGGCCUCGACCUGGAUUUUCUGGAUCUACCGGCUGAACGACACAGAAGUUAAGCCGUUGGAUCUGGUGAUCUCCAAGAAGCUCUACAUGAUGCAGCAGUUUGUGUGCGGGGCGCCGAGAGGGAGCCUGCCUCUGCGAAUCGACACGUCGGACGGGUGCCAACACUGCAUUGCGGCGUUCUUCCAUCCCGAUCAGCACUUUGUGUCGAUCUUCAUCGUCAACCAGCGCGACACCACGCACACGUCGACAUUUCAAAUCGAGGACUUUGUACCGUUUGAUGUGGGUCAGGAUUGUGUCUUGGAGACCUAUCGCACGUCAGCCACGGAGAACAACACGCUGGUGGCCACCCAGAGGUACACGGACGUGCCGGCGUCGAUACAAGUGGCUGCGCUGGGCAGCUCCAUGACUUCUGUGGUGCUGCGCAAUGUGGACCCCGCUUAUUGUGUAGUGCAGGGAUGGUGGAACCCACUCCACUCCCUACCCCACAUAGCGGCUAGAAAAGGUAGAAUCGCUAGUGUAAUGCAGGUGGCUGCGCGGCGCUCGGCAGCUCUAUGGCAUCUGUGGUGCUGCGCACUGUGGACCCCCCCGCUUAGAAGUGGUGGUGAGACCCCGUUGCCCUGA
Molecule: messenger RNA, 801 nt
Organism: Closterium sp. Naga37s-1
Lineage: Eukaryota; Viridiplantae; Streptophyta; Zygnematophyceae; Desmidiales; Closteriaceae
Source: the annotation of a GenBank genome assembly